Hevea brasiliensis (rubber tree) is the source of this 2782-nucleotide messenger RNA. RefSeq lists its product as uncharacterized. The record is from RefSeq and is a predicted model, not a curated record. NCBI's taxonomy places the organism in Eukaryota, Viridiplantae, Streptophyta, Magnoliopsida, Malpighiales, Euphorbiaceae. Gene Ontology annotation, cellular component: cytoplasm. Gene Ontology annotation, molecular function: protein kinase binding. Bases 565 to 2628 code for a protein of 687 amino acids. The transcript is spliced from 5 exons.
CCAAUUCCUCCACCACCACAAAAUCAUCUCUCUCUCUCUCUCCCCCUUCCUAUUUAUAUUUUGUGGUCUUAAGCCUUACUUUAGCUGUCUGUGAUUUAAACCUGGCUUCUCAGAUAUUCUCUGGGUUCUGUCUACAUUUAACAAUCUACAAUUCCGAUCUGGCCGGUUUGCAUUUAACCAUAAAUAGGGAAGGUUUUGAAGAAAGAUUUCUCAGACCUUCUGGAGAGAAGCUGUUGCCUACACAACUCUGGCCGACCCUCUUGUGAAAUUUGCUCCAACCAGAGCAGGUGGUGGUUCUCUGUUUUCUGGUUGCCCUUCUUGUCCAUCUUCAUCAUCUUCGCCAUUCUUUGGCGCUCGCUCAUUGCUUCGGCACCUUCCGAUUGAUUACGGUUAAAUUUUCAUCAAUCCGUCCAUUUUAUGCGUUAAUAGAAGCCGUUCGAGAUUCGGUAGCGUAAAUUUCAAUCUUCAAAAAUAGAGGAAGUAACAAAUAAAAGUAGGUGAUAAAAGAUAAAAGAGCGUUUAUUUGAGCUUCUUUUGGGAAUCUGUUUUAGCCAGUUCUUCAAAAUGGCAAAAUUCACCUGCUGCUUCAGGCUAUCUGGGGAGGAGAAGGAAAAAAAGGUUGGUGAGAUAUCAUCAAGAUCUGCUGAGUUCAACAAGGGGAUCAAGACAUUGAAAAUUAGGCUUGAGCAUCCAGUGAAACCUUACGAGAGUGAUGAGUUGAAAACGACCUCUUUUAGCGUGUCAGUGGACUCGGUACCUUUGGUGCAGAAGGAUUUUCCGAGUGUCAAGUUAACGAGUCAUGAGGGUCUGGGUAGGGAUGAAGCACCAGAGGUUGCAUAUGAGGGGGGAGAUGAACACGAGGAGAAUGCCUCGAUGAAGAGGGACUUGUCUGAUAUCAAUCUCCAAGGCCACGGACCUAAUUCAGGUGAAGAGUUCACUCCAGUAAGUCCAAAAUUCAGUUUCUCUAAUUCAUUUGAUAUCAAGGUCGAUGAACAAUUUGCAAACAAAGCUGAGAAACUUAGUGACAAGGGUAUUCAUGAGAUCCAAAGUGGUCAUGUUAGUGAUCCUGGGAUUGGUAAGGCUGAGUUCUGGGGUUCACCUAAGCUUAAACGGUCUUGCUCUAACCUCGAAACGAGCAAAGUGCUAAAAAGAAUGACCGAUCAUUCUGCUCCUUCAAAAUCCCCAUAUUCUGGUGAGUCGCAAGAAAUAGAUGAGAAAUUGAGGGAACCUGGCAGCCCUGUAUCUAUAACAAGCCAUCGCAGCGCUGAUAGAGUGAUUUUAAAAAAACAUUCCUCAAGCCAAGUUCUACCAUCAAGAAGUAGAAAGCUGUGGUGGAAAUUGUUUCUCUGGAGCCACAGAAACCUGCAUAGACCGUGGAUAGUGAAACCAAAACCACAAGUAGUUAAUACUUCAAACCAGCAAUGUGGGUAUGCUUCAGAUACAGUUGAGCCAAAUCAAGCUAUCAUAUCGAGCAACAUACAAUCUCCAGGGUCAUUUACUGGGGAUUCCUUGAACAAAGGAUGCGACAACAAUUAUGAUGACAAUCAGAGCUGGUACGAUUUUCAUGGUGGGAUAUCUGGCCGAUGGCCUCAGAAACACUGGGUUGCUUUCUCAAUGGAACCAUCCCCUUUUACAAGAGUGGAUGAGUGGGUAAAGGAUCUUGAGACCCAAGCACCACCUCCUCAUAGUUAUGAUGAUAAUGAUGCAGAUAAUAGUGGUGAGGGCAUUGUCUUCCCACCCUCUCCUGAGACUGGUAGAUCACCAGGAAGAACCACGGCCAACUUGACUCGACGUCCAGACUUUAAUAUCUCAGAGGAGAUUUUGCAUGCCAAUGCUGUCAUCCAAUCUCUGAAUCCUUGCUCAACUGUAGCUCACAUAUCUGGUACUGGCUUAAAGGCCAUUCCCACCUUAUCAUGCUUCACCAGUCUUCGAUCUGUUAACUUGUCUAACAAUUUCAUAGUCUAUAUCAGCCCAGGAUCAUUACCUAAAGGCCUCCACACGCUCAAUUUGUCAAGAAACAAAAUCAGUACCAUUGAAGGACUCAGAGAAUUAACUCGACUGCGAGUGCUUGAUCUCAGUUACAAUCGCAUUUCUCGAAUUGGACAAGGGUUAUCAAACUGUACAAUAAUCAAAGAACUGUACCUUGCUGGGAACAAGAUUAGUGAUGUAGAGGGCCUACACAGGCUUCUGAAGCUUACAGUCCUAGACCUGAGCUUUAACAAGAUAACAACAACAAAAGCUCUGGGGCAGCUUGUUGCUAACUAUAACUCAUUGCAAGCUCUGAAUUUGUUGGGCAAUCCAAUUCAGAGCAACAUCAGUGAUGACCAGCUUCGCAAGGCAGUUUGUGGUCUCCUUCCAAAGCUAGUUUACCUAAACAAACAGUCCAUCAAACCGCAGAGAGCACGAGAAGUUCUUACAGAUAGCGUUGCCAAAGCAGCCCUUGGGGGGACCAACAGCAGUUGGAGCUCUCGCAGAAGAGCAGCAAAGAGAACAAGCUCCAAUGGUUCAGCCUCCUCCAAUUUACACAGGAAUAGUGUUGGUGCAAAACAGAAAAGUAAGAGCAGGUCAAAGAGCCGAACACAUCACCUAAAGACAAUGUCAUCAAAGCAUGCUUCUUCCUCCCGUUAAAAGUUUUCCCAUGCAGGAAACCUUCCCUAGUAAUUCAAUAUCACUCUGUUAAACAGUUUUCCGUUUCUAUGUUUUGAUUAUCAUCCUAAGACUGUUUUAAGACCAUGUAAUUUCCGGAUUCAACAAGAUUUAGUGCAUUUUGCAUUUUGUCUUA